AUGCUGACGCUAACACUGGUGCAGCGCUCCGACAUCGGCGCAGCUGUGGCGUCCGCGAUGCACAAGGGCUACGUCUCCAAGCGCCAAAACAGCAGCGGCGCCUACUACACGGCGCGUCCUCGCACGAAGACCGCGUCACUUCCGGCGCUGAGGCAUCCUGUCUCCACCCCUAGCAAGGCACAGCUGAAGGAGUUCAGGCGUUUCUACGAGGCAGUCACACGCUCGAGAGAGGCGACGAGUCUGCCGCCUACGCCGCUUGGUCAUGGCGGCAGCGAGCGUAUCCUCAACAACGAGCUCCUGCACCAAUGUCCGUGGCAGGCGAGCUGCGUGGAACUGCGGGAGCGCGCCGUAGAGACAGCGCGGAAGGUGCUAAGUUACGGCAACGUUGACUUUGCGAGCCUGCGCAAGCAGUCGCGCCGCAACGCCGCCGCGUCCGCUGGGACGAGGAAGCCCACUAGCUCAUCGCCGUAUGGCUCCUACUCGAACGUGGAGGACAUGCUUGACAAGUCCAGCGGAGACUCGGUGCAGCAGCAGCAGCAGGGUCCCGGGCUCGACGUCGUCCACUACUACGAGACUUCCACCUCAGAAGGCUUGGCCGGGUAUCAGCAGAUUGCGAUGCAGGUGCGCAAGGGGAAGCUUCCCGGGUCCUGCACCAACUUUUCGGCCGAGGGCGGGUUCGCCGUGUGGGUUGUGCCACACAACGAAUACAUAGAGACUCUGAGCGCGAUGGGCUACCUCCCCGAGUAA
Messenger RNA from Leishmania mexicana MHOM/GT/2001/U1103, 747 nucleotides. RefSeq lists its product as hypothetical. NCBI's taxonomy places the organism in Eukaryota, Euglenozoa, Kinetoplastea, Trypanosomatida, Trypanosomatidae. Bases 1 to 747 code for a protein of 248 amino acids. The record is from RefSeq and is a predicted model, not a curated record. The transcript has a single exon.